UUCAGUCUUAAUAACGAGCUCUUAGUCCGUCGGGCAGCACUGCUGUGCAGAACGCAAUAUGAAACAUUCGUUGCAGUACAGUGACUCGAGUUUCUGCCGGGGGUUCACCGGAAAUUCCCUCUAGAUCAAUUUUUUGUAAUCUCGACCAGUAUCUCUUAUUAAACAUCCCAACUGGUGUGCGCUAAGCAUUCUGUUCUCCAUACAAAUAUCAAAGAUGUACGACAAAGUCGACCCCAAGUCGCAGGGAUGGAAGUCCUAUAACCAGUCCGACUAUGAUUCGGGCAGUGAAUCACACCCUUUAGUGUCAUCCGACGCCAGCCAAACAAGCCGCAGAAGUUUUGGUACCACAACGACAUUUAUCUUCCCUGAUUCAGAGACCAGUGACUUCGAGUCUACCCCAGUGAAGCCAGUGACGUCAGCAGCGCCUGCUCCACGCCCGCGACCUGCAGAGCUGUACAACUCUUCCAGGAGACCAUUCACGUACCAUGCCAACAACUUCCGGAAGGGCGACACCAGUUGGGAGAAACAAAUGAGUACCUCAAUGACUAGCAAUCGACUUCAAUACUACAGUAAACUUCAGACUUACGCUUCAGAUGGCUUGACUCUGGUGAUUCCGGAUCACGUGCUACCCUUCACCUACUUUGUACCCUACAUUUCUAGGGAGGAGCCGAGAGGGGACGGGAAACAGAGCAGUCUCGUCACCAUCUUUGCUGUGUGGAACACCAUCAUGGGGUCCUCCCUGCUGACAAUGCCGUGGGGAAUGCAGAAUGCUGGCCUGUUGAUGGGUGUCAUUACUAUCGUUCUAAUGGGGGGGCUAUGUCUCUACACAACACACAAGAUACUUCAGGUCAACACACGACAUGGAGAAACAAAUUCUGAUGGGGAGGUAGCAGAGCUGGCAACACUGCUGCUAGGUCGAUGGGCAGGCUACAUUGCUAAGAUGUUCUCAUUGCUGGUGCUGCUUGGAGCUGUGAUAGUGUACUGGGUGCUUAUGAGCAACUUCCUAUACCAUUCUGUUGACUACUUAUAUGAGACUGCCACACAUACAACAUCGAGUCAAGACAACAGUUCAUCAGCAUUACCUUCUGUUUUAUGUCCGCAAGAUGAGAAUGGUGGUGACACACUCAACGCAACAUCACUUUUGGAGAUGCCAGUGCCACUAUACAACAAAGUGUGGGACAUUACAACGACUGUCCCAAUAUUCCUCAUCCUCAUCAUUGGCCCACUCAUCAACUUCAGAAGUGUCACCUUCUUCACCAAGUUCAACUCUCUCGGUACCCUCUCUGUAAUGUAUAUACUGCUCUUUGUGAUUGUCAAGUCUGCAAGCUUUGGAAUCAAUGUGAACUUCACCAAUGUGACAAAUAUCCACUUCACACCACUGUUUCGAAUAACAUUUCCAGCCUUAUCAGGCAUGGCAGCCCUCUCCUUCUUCAUCCACAACAUCAUAAUCACCAUCAUGAGAAACAACAGACAUCAGGAAAAUAAUACUCGUGAUCUGUCCAUAGCAUAUCUGCUAGUAACUCUGACCUAUGCUUUCAUUGGGUUAGUGUUCUACAUCUGUUUUCCUCUUCAAAAGAUUUGCAUUUCAGAUAACCUGCUCGAUAACUUCCAGAACUGGGAUCCCAUGACAGCCAUUGCUCGGGUGUUCCUGUUCUUCCAGCUGAUGACAGUCUACCCGCUCAUCGCUUUCAUGCUGCGCUCACAGUUCUUCAUGGCUGUUGCAAGAAAUGUAUACCCUGGUCUGCCUCAUGUCCUGGGCUUUAACACUGUUGUUGUCACAGUGUGCAUUCUCUUUGCUGUCUUUCUACCCAGUAUUGGCACCAUUAUUAGGUACACAGGUGCAUUAUGUGGGCUGCUAUAUAUAUUCACCCUGCCCAUCUUGCUUCAUCUUGCGUCCAAACGUGCAUGUGGCAAAACUUCAGUGGUAUCUACUGUUUUACACCUCACCAUCCCAGUAAUAGGUGCAAUAAAUCUUCUCGCACAGUUUUAUGUAUGAUGGGAGUGCAAUGCUCUGUUGAAACAGAAAAGUAUCUCCCAUGUAAACAAAAGCAAUAUUACUGAUGUCUCGAUGUAGAUUCAGCUCCUGAUACAUGUCUGUCCAUAGGGAUGUAUACUGUCACCUUGGGACAACAUCAGUCACCUCUUUUUGAUAACAAAAUAAAGCACAUUGUGCUAGAAUGGUGCAAUGAUGUGAUGCAAUCCAACAAGAACCGAAUUAAACUAAUAACAGCUCUAAUUUUUUUAUAAACAAAGCUGAAGACAUUUUUAUUGACAAUGAAUCAGCAUUUUAAAGCAAGUGUCACAUAACUUUGAUCAAGGCCAAGAGUAACCUUGAAAGCGCAGAAGAAAAAUUUCAGACAAGGGGGUGGGUUCGAGGGUGUGAGAAGUGACAGGCGGCCAGUUGUACAAACAACUGGAGGUUUUACUGUAAUAAGAUCUGUUUAGUAACUGACCUCUUAGCAGAAUUCACUUUGAUCCCUAAUAAUUUGAUCUAUAUAUGAAAUUAACUUUGCCAAAAGAAGGUUGGAUAACAUUUAUACGAACCCUGAGAUCUGAGGGGGAGCACGCAGUAACGUAGCUGGUCGAGGGUUUCAGUCCUGAUGAGUUGAAUUUUUUUUAACCUAAUCCUUCCAGCGGCACUAUGGCCCUGGGGUUGACUCAGCCUCUAACAGAAAUGAGUAC
Messenger RNA from Cryptotermes secundus, 2682 nucleotides. Its product is annotated as sodium-coupled neutral amino acid transporter 9 homolog. NCBI's taxonomy places the organism in Eukaryota, Metazoa, Arthropoda, Insecta, Blattodea, Kalotermitidae. The coding region runs from base 215 to 1996 and encodes 593 amino acids. The record is from RefSeq and is a predicted model, not a curated record. The transcript has 12 exons. Gene Ontology annotation, biological process: amino acid transmembrane transport. Gene Ontology annotation, molecular function: amino acid transmembrane transporter activity.